Messenger RNA from Cornus florida, 2152 nucleotides. RefSeq names its product 4-coumarate--CoA ligase-like 6. Gene Ontology annotation, molecular function: CoA-ligase activity. Gene Ontology annotation, biological process: ubiquinone biosynthetic process. The transcript has 6 exons. Bases 224 to 1945 code for a protein of 573 amino acids. Gene Ontology annotation, cellular component: peroxisome. Lineage: Eukaryota; Viridiplantae; Streptophyta; Magnoliopsida; Cornales; Cornaceae. The record is from RefSeq and is a predicted model, not a curated record.
CAAAUAUUUCUUGUCCGUGAAAAAAAUAAUCAAACAGCCACAUUCACAUAAAAAUCAUGUUCUCACCAUCCACCAUUUUUAAUACCGAGUCAAGUCAUCCCUAGGAACUUAAACCAUGUAUAUACACAGACAUUAUAUAUAAGUGCAUGUGUUACCGAAUAUCUAUAUUCUAUACAAACAGCAAAGACAUUCCUUGUUUCUUUCCUCUCCACAGAACUAGCUUAUGGCAACAUUAACAAAUGCCAACCAUAUGAACUGCCACUUCUCAGAAUACCAAUCUACAGAGAUUCAGACCCAACACCCAAAAGCCUCAAAAGCCCUUCCUGAUUGGUACUCUUCAGAAACAGGAAUAUACCACAGCAAACACUCUCCUGUAAACCUCCCAUCAGACCCAUUUCUUGAUGUUGUCUCCUUCAUUUUCUCACACAAACACAAUGGGGUCUCAGCUCUCGUUGAUUCCUCAUCUGGUUCUUCAAUUUCUUACUCAGAGCUCCACCCAAUGGUCAAAUCCAUGGCUUGUGGCCUCCACCAAAUGGGUGUUUCACAAGGUGAUGUUGUUUUGGUUCUUUUGCCCAAUUCAAUUUACUUUCCUGUCAUUUUCUUGGGUGUUUUGUAUUUGGGUGCUAUUGUCACUACCAUGAAUUCCUCAAGUAGUUUCAUUGAGGUAAAAAAACAAACACUUGACUGCCAUUUAGCUUUGGCAUUUACCAUGUUGGAAAAGGUUGAUGAAUUGAAGAGUUUGGGUGUGCCUGUAAUUGGGGUACCAGAAAAUGUGAAUUCCAAUUCGAAACAAAAUGGGUUUUCUGAUUUCCACAAGCUCAUUUCAAUUAAUCCCAAUUCGGUUCAGAGACCGGUAAUUAGUCAGCAUGACACUGCUGCCAUAAUGUAUUCUUCUGGUACCACUGGUGCUAGCAAAGGUGUUGUGUUAACACAUAGGUGUUUUAUAGCCAUGAUUGAGCUUUUUGUUCGGUUUGAAGCUUCUCAAUACGAGGGUUUAGGUUCAGAAAAUGUGUACUUAGCUGUUCUACCAAUGUUCCAUAUAUAUGGUCUUUCCCUUUUUGUGAUGGGAUUGUUGUCAUUGGGUACUACCAUUGUUGUGAUGAAGAAGUUUGAUGCAAAUGAAAUGGUGAGAGCCGUUGAUAGAUAUAGAGUCACCCACUUCCCUGUCGUCCCACCGUUAUUGAUGGCAUUGACCGCUAGAGCAAAGGGAGUUGCCGGAAGUAGUUUGAAGAGUUUGAAGCAGGUUUCAUGCGGUGCAGCUCCUUUGAGCAAGAAAUUCAUUGAGGAUUUCAUUCAGACUCUACCACAUGUUGAUUUUAUUCAGGGUUAUGGCAUGACUGAGUCAACUGCUGUUGCAACCCGUGGCUUUAAUACUGAAAAGUUUCAAAACUAUACUUCAGUUGGACUUCUGGCUCCAAACAUGCAAGCUAAAGUGGUAAAUUGGAUUAAUGGGUCUUCCUUGCCUCCUGGCUGCAGUGGUGAACUUUGGUUACGAGGGCCCGCUAUUAUGAAAGGUUUCUUGAACAAUAUGGGGGCAACUAUGUUGACAAUUGAUAAAGAUGGUUGGCUACAUACUGGAGACAUUGUUUAUUUUGAUCAAGAAGGUUACUUAUAUGUACUUGAUCGCUUGAAAGAGAUCAUCAAGUACAAAGGCUUUCAGAUUGCUCCUGCUGAUUUAGAGGCUGUAUUGAUUUCCCAUCCAGAUAUAAUAGAUGCUGCAGUUACGGCAGUCAAGGAUGAAAAGGCCGGGGAGGUUCCGGUGGCAUUUGUAGUCAAGAGGCAUGGAAGUGUGCUUUCCCAGGCAGCUGUGAUAGACUAUGUAGCUAAGCAGGUUGCACCAUACAAGAAGGUGAGGAAGGUGGUGUUCACACACUCGAUACCAAGGUCUGCUACCGGGAAGAUUCUCCGAUGGAAAUUGACAAACCUCUUGACUUCUAAACUCUAAGGCCUCUUUCCAAAACAUGCUUGUCUCAGAAGUAGCAGAAAUGGCAAUUCAUCAGAAUGUUAUUCAUUUUAUAGUAAGUUACAUUUGAAAAGAAAAGUUUUGAAAACUCAAAGCAGAAGAAACUAGUCAUUAAGCAUUGUGUAGAUUCUUUUUAGGGAUGUAACUUUAUGUAAUUGGUAAAUGACUAUUUGUCAAAAUUUUGACACA